Molecule: messenger RNA, 1193 nt
Organism: Morone saxatilis (striped sea-bass)
Lineage: Eukaryota; Metazoa; Chordata; Actinopteri; Moronidae
Gene: nat8
Product: N-acetyltransferase 8
Exons: 2
Coding region: 145-819 (224 amino acids)
Molecular function (GO): N-acetyltransferase activity
Source: RefSeq, a predicted model, not a curated record
CUUUAGUCGUCCCUUGAAUGCAGCACAGCCGAUGUUUGGGAAGUACACAAAUGAAAUGAGACGAUUUUGAGUUGAGGGAAGUUUUUCUGCGCUCAUCACGUCCAGACACUGCUGCCAACCACUCAAAUAAAACACGGCUGAACCAUGGCCGAUAUCGAGAUCCGGAAGUAUCAGGACGACGACGCCGAGGCGGUGAAGGAGAUCUUCACCCUGGGGAUGAGCGAGCACGUGCCGUCGUCCUUCAUGCACCUCCUGAAACAGCCGCCCACCCAAAUGGUGCUCAUGUGCCUGUUCUGCGCUCUCAUGACGAGCUCCAAGUCCUUCCUGCUCCCCAUCCUGGCCGUCACCCUCGUCAUGGCCGCGGCCCGGCAGUUGGUCGUCUACAUGUUCAACAGAUACAUCGACACGUCCCUCAAGAAGGACCUGAACAACAUCGGCGAGACCUACCUGAAUCAGAAGGACUCGUGUUUCUGGGUGGCGGAGAGUGACGGACGGGUGGUCGGCUCGGUGGCUUGCCUCCCUGCUGAGAAUGCGCCUGGGUGCCUGGAGUUGAAACGCAUGUCUGUACGCCGCAGCCACCGCGGCAUGGGCAUCGCCAAGGCUUUGUGUCGGACGGUGGCUGAUUUUACUCGAGACCGGGGUUUCGCGGCGGUCGUCCUGUACACCUCCGUGGUGCAGACGGACGCUCAGAAGCUGUACGAGCACAUGGGCUUCCAGAAGAUUAGAGAGUUCGUCAUUCCCGAGCUCGUCGCCAGGGUCACGAACUUCACUUUGUUUGAGUACAGACUCGAUUUACAGAGAGACGGGAAAAGGGACUGAGGCUGUGGGACAUUUCAGGGCGACAUUACCAUCCACUCACCCAGUUUCUAUGCUUACGUUUAUCCAGCAUGCAUUGCAGUUAAAGGCAACCAAAUACUACAGGUCAGGUGACAGUAUCCACAAGAGGAACUGUUUACUACACACACUUACAGGAAAAGGUCAGACAUUGUUACACACACGACGACGGAUUGAUUGAUUAUUAUUAGAAACCUUUCUUUUUUAAUAGUUGAUAGAAAUAUCUGUUAUGUCCGAGGUCAUUGUUUUUAAGGGUUUAUGUCGAGUUGAGAUUCUUGAAAUUCAUUUCAUUAUUUAAUUUUGUAAAGGAUUUGAUUUCUACGUGACAUUCAGAAUAAAAUCGGUAGAUCUGAACGUGC